Delphinapterus leucas (beluga whale) is the source of this 2207-nucleotide messenger RNA. RefSeq names its product C-X-C chemokine receptor type 2. Gene Ontology annotation, molecular function: interleukin-8 binding; C-C chemokine receptor activity; C-X-C chemokine receptor activity. The record is from RefSeq and is a predicted model, not a curated record. Gene Ontology annotation, cellular component: external side of plasma membrane; membrane. Lineage: Eukaryota; Metazoa; Chordata; Mammalia; Artiodactyla; Monodontidae. Gene Ontology annotation, biological process: G protein-coupled receptor signaling pathway; calcium-mediated signaling; positive regulation of cytosolic calcium ion concentration.
AAAUGUGACAAAAUACAUUCUUGGUGUCACUCAACACUGUUUUCAAAAAUGUAUUUGAACUUGGGUGGGAUUUUAACUUUUACCAAAUGGCUUUCUUUCCAAAUUAGAUGGUCUUGGUUCCAAAGGUAGUAGCUACUGCAGAUCCAAUUCCAAGUGGACAAGCUAAGAAAAAGUAGCAAUGCCCUAAGAGAGGCAUGCGGUCAGAGCAGAUGGUUGGGGAGGGAGGUGAAAGACCAGGUGAGGUGGAACCGGGCCCCCAUUUGGGGGUGGGAGUUCUCAAAGGGGUGUGGCAUGGAGAAGGAAUCUGUGAGGCUUUAAGGAUGCCCAGGGUGAAUGGGGUGGAGACAAGAGGCAUUAAGUCCAGGGAAGAAAGCCACCAGACGCACCAGAAGCUAGUUCCGUUUCUGUUGCCUUAAAGAGCUGUUCCCCUUUGAGAUGGGAAAGAUGUUUAAGAGCAGUAGUGCUGCUGGGUUGUAAGCGUGGGAUGCCCGAGACAGCUGGAUUGCGGGGAGAGUCAGACAGGGUGGCUGAAAGAGCCAGGGGCUGCUGAGCUCAGGGCAAAGAUAAGAGAAAUCCGUGCUGUCCUGGGCCAACUACUUCCUUUGGGUGGGCCUCAGUUUCGUCAUCUGUGAAAUGGAAAGAUUGGCUAGAAAACCCCACAGGCCCCUUCCCAGUGUGAACUCUGCCAGUUAAUAAAAUGACUACUAGUUAUCAAAGAGUUGACCUGGGAAUUAAUUAUUCAAGCUAUCAAAGGCAUCCCGCACCCUCAGGGGCUCCACCCCAGAGUUGAGCAAUCUAAUCCACCACUCACUUCCUCCACUGUGUUCUCACCACCGCCGCCCUCUGUGUCAGGCACAUCUGCCUUCCUGGAGGUGUCGCACAGGUGACAAGCCCAGAAUCCUGGCCGGAAAUUAAGUGUACUUCAAAUAUGGAAGGAUUUAACUGGGAAAACUACAGUGACGAAGAUUUUGGUAAUUACACUUACAACACUGACCUGCCCUCUAUUCUACCAGACUCUGCCCCAUGCCGCCCGGAAUCUCUGGAUAUCAACAAGUAUGCCGUGGUCGUCAUCUAUGCCCUGGUCUUCCUGCUGAGCCUCCUGGGAAACUCCCUGGUGAUGCUGGUCAUCUUAUACAGCCGGGUGGGCCGCUCCGUCACCGAUGUCUACCUGCUGAACCUGGCCAUGGCUGACCUGCUCUUCGCCCUGACCUUGCCUGUCUGGGCCACCUCCAAGGCAAAGGGCUGGAUCUUUGGCACAGCCCUGUGCAAGGUGGUCUCACUCCUGAAGGAAGUCAACUUCUACAGUGGUAUUCUACUGCUGGCCUGCAUCAGCGUGGACCGCUACCUGGCCAUCGUCCAUGCCACACGCACGCUGACCCAGAAGCGGCACUGGGUCAGGUUCAUAUGUUUAGGCAUCUGGGCCCUGUCCUUGAUCCUGGCCCUGCCCAUCUUCGUCUUCCGAAGGGCCAUCCACCCACCCUAUGCCAGCGCAGUCUGCUACGAGGACAUGGGUGCCAAUACAACGAAGUGGCGCAUGGUGCUGCGGGUCCUGCCCCAGACCUUUGGCUUCCUCCUGCCCCUGCUGGUCAUGCUCAUCUGCUAUGGACUCACCCUGCGUACGCUCUUUGCGGCCCACAUGGGGCAGAAGCACCGUGCCAUGCGGGUCAUCUUUGCUGUCGUGCUCGUCUUCCUGCUCUGCUGGUUGCCCUACAACCUGGUCCUGGUUGCAGACACUCUCAUGAGGGUCCGGGUGAUCGCGGAGACCUGUGAGCGCCGCAAUGACAUCGGCCGGGCCCUGGAUGCCACCGAGAUCCUGGGCUUCCUCCACAGCUGCCUCAAUCCUCUCAUCUAUGUCUUCAUUGGCCAGAAGUUUCGCCACGGACUCCUCAGGAUCAUGGCCAUCCAUGGCCUGGUCAGCAAGGAGUUCUUGGUCAAGGACGGCAGGCCUUCCUUCGUUGGCUCUUCUUCAGGGAACACGUCUACUACCCUCUGAGACCGCACGCAGGGCUCCUCCCUUCCCUUCAGCAUCCGCCCCAAGCCGCAUGUCCUCUGGCGGCUCACAGCCCUGUGUCCAGGCAGCCCCCCAUUGUGGUUACAGGAAGUUGCUGAGGCCACAUCCUUACUAGGCCCCCAGCUAUGGAUUCGAAAGCCCUGGCCCCCACCUCUUAUCGUAAUUACCAUGUCAACUGCUAGAGCUCAGUCCAUCC